AUGUUGCCCCAUGUCCCCAGUGUGUGGAGUUUGACGUGCUUUGCUGUGCGGUGGCUUUGGGGAAAAAUCAGGCUGUCAAAAGACUUGCCUGACUGGCCCGGCUUCUGGGCAGAACCACCCAGCCGCAUCCUCCCCGCGAUGUCUGAAGUAACACUGGAGGAGUCACAGGUGCGUCAGAAAUACUGGGUGGCUGUUCUACUGCUGGGCCCUCCGGUGAUGUGCAUCUUGUGCCAGGCGGUCCGCAUGAUCGCGUUCGCAGUGCGCCUGAUGGUUGCCAAAGCAAUCUCCGCAAUGUCGUCGCAGCCGUCGCCAGAGUACGUUCAGAUGUCCACUCAAGAUCCUGACGCAGACGAAAAAGACGACCAUGAACAGAGCAACAGGCACUCUCAGCGUGAAGCCAACACCGCUAAAGACGAUGGUGCGGACGGGUACAUGUCUUCAGAGUUCUGUGCAGCCAUCCGAUUGUGGGUGGCACUUGCCCUCUACCAUUCUGGUUGUGCGUCUUUGGUACUCGUAGCGUUGCGGAAUGACUGGUUGUCGCUUGGCAGCGGACUGGCAUGGGAGUUGUGGACUCUGUGGCAGCAGGUUUGCUUGUGGACGCUCUUUUGUCAAAAUCUCAUGCGUUGCUGCUCCGCAGAUGGCCCGGCACCAACCGUUAAGACGGCAAAGACCGUGCUGAUGUUCACUAUGCCCAUUGUCAGCGAGGUCUUUGACACCGUCAAGGACUGGGUCGUGGCAGGUCAGUGCCUGUUGGCGCCUGCCACUGUGGGAGGUUUCUUUUGGGGUGCCGCAUUUGCGGCAGCAGACUUCUGUCUCUCAAGGCUCCUGAACAAAUGGUUCAUGAGGCAUCGCUGCAUGUGGUUGCCCGUGUGGCCGCCACUCUUGCUCGUGCAGGUGGUGGUUCCUGCGGCGAGCGCUGCAGUGUUCGUUCCACUGCUCCUCUUUGUGUCCGCCCCGAUUGUGGCGAUAGGGGUGGUGUAUGGAUUGCUGGCUUGGAAGGGCGAGAAGCUUAGCCCUAUUUACUAUGUCUUCAUUUUGUCUGCAACCUUUUCUGGUGUUUUCCUUGCGGUUGAUGCCGUGGUACCAAUUCUUCGUCCCUUCUGGGCGAAUUCGUUCCACAGCAGCUACCACGUGCUGUGGGCCGGGCUAGACAUUUGGGCAGAUGGAAGUUGCCUAUGUGUCGCUUCGAUCUACGUCAUCAUCUUCGCUUACAUCGUCGCGUCAUGGUACAAGACGGAGGCCGCCGCCGACUUGCGCAACACUUACAUGGGCAUUCUGGCACUACCCAAGGCAGCCUUCAGAUCGGGAGCUGCAACCUACCUGGAGAUGUUUGAGGUCACCAUGUCGAACUUUGCCGUGGAGUUCUUGUCCCACGCAAGGCUCUUCAUUGCUUGGGCGGAGGAUUGGCCGCAGGGUUUCGUCGGCGUCUUUGUGGGCCUGAAGACCGGGUCGGACUUCGCCUGGGUCUCUGCCAUCAUCAGCCUCUGCAAAGGCCUUCUGAUUCCCGUCGGCCAGUCUCUGAUCUUCAACUCAAAGAGCCGGCAGGUGAGAAAGCACCUGGCCCUGCUCGUUUGCUCCGACGAGGGCCUGCUGAGAUGCGCGCAGGAGGUGCCGGGAACGUCGAGGCAGAAGUUUGAGGACCUUCAGAGGCAGCUGUUCCCGACCCUGCAUGGAAUCGCCGAAGAAGUGCUUCUUGCCUUGAAUGUCCUAAGAGGCAGGGACCUGUACAUAGAGAUUUGGCGGGAGCGCGACCGAUGGAUAAAGGAGACGCUUGUGGGUCAGAAAGCCACCAUACGCAAGGCAGCAAAGAAGAGUGGGCAAAGCCUCAACUUCAACCUCCUCGUCGCUGAUCCAGGGGACUCGGUGAGGGAUGCCAUCUGUGGUGCCUAUCUCCAACUUCGCUUGCCGGGCAAUCUCACCCAACUUAGUCGGGCGCUCUCGAGCUUGGACAGCGACGAGGCCGGGGAUGAGGUUCCUCGCAGGCUUCGUGAAGUUCGACAGGAUGGCUAUCCAGCCAGCGUCUGCAGACUAGCGGGCUUUUCGUGCACGGCUUGCCUGAAAGCGGGCUAUGAGGUGGCAGAGUGCCUCCAGGCGGGAUUCCCAGCCGACGGCUGGCAGGAGGCCGGCUACUCCCUGGAACGAUGCAGGGAAGCUGGCUUUACCGCAAGGGGAUACAUCCAGGUAGGCUUCAAGAGGGACGUCUUGAGGGACCUCGGCAUGUCCGUGAGCACCUGCAAGGAGGCAGGCUGCACGGCUUCCGAGUGCCGGGCAGCAGGCUUCACUGCUGCGGAGUGUGAGGAAGCUGGCUACGAUGUCAGGAAGCUGCGAAGGGCAGGCUACACGUUUGACGAGUUGCAGACCGUGUUUGUCGGAGUCAGAAUCCCGGAUUCUGACAGCGACGAUGACUAUCUGAGGCCGAGGUAUUGA
Messenger RNA from Symbiodinium sp. CCMP2592, 2427 nucleotides. The record is from the annotation of a GenBank genome assembly. NCBI's taxonomy places the organism in Eukaryota, Dinophyceae, Suessiales, Symbiodiniaceae.